Messenger RNA from Colletotrichum truncatum, 2178 nucleotides. RefSeq lists its product as uncharacterized. NCBI's taxonomy places the organism in Eukaryota, Fungi, Ascomycota, Sordariomycetes, Glomerellales, Glomerellaceae. The record is from RefSeq and is a predicted model, not a curated record. Gene Ontology annotation, biological process: transcription by RNA polymerase I.
AUGGCGGGCGGUUCAGAUCGAUAUCGCGAUGUCGGCUUUCGAGGCGGAGAACACACACCGAAGAAACGCACUGAAAAUUCCUACAUGUGGGCCCGAUCUUCAGCCAUGGUGUCUGGCUCACCGAAGACGCCUGGCAGCAGGGCAGCUACACCUGCCACUCAGGCGCAUCGCCCUGCGGUUGCCGCUAACAUGUCCACCCCACCAGCGGCCCGUGCAACCCCGGUCAACGUACUAUCUCGGCGAGCGUCUCAAAAAUUUCCUGUCGCGCUCAAUUCUCCCGUUACGACGCCUUCGAAGCACCUCUCGUCUGCCCCGCGUUCUGCUUUCGAACCCAGCCCUGGCACCAUGUCGUCACGAAAGCUUGAUGGCGUUCACUCGCUGAGCGCCAUGCUGGAGAAGCAGGACCAGGAGCCUGUUAGCCAAUCGCGGAGCAAAUUCUCCCGAAGCACCCAGUCCAAGGCCAAGAACGAAAAGUUCGACCCUCAUGCCGUCGACUCUGACGACGAUGAGUCUAGCAGCAGCAGCAGCGAUAGCAGCGAUAGCGACGAUGAACAGGAAAAAGUCCCUAGCUUUCUUGCUAAGCCCAAUGGCAUUGUGUCCUCGAGCAAGGCCGCCGGCACUCCUGUGAAGAAAGCCAAGCGUGGCAAGGAGGACGAGGUUGCUGAUAGUGACGUCGAGCGCAGGGCCUCUAUCUCAAAGGCCAAUUCGGCUAAGAAGAAGACCCCCGUCAAACCCGAGAGCUCUUCCGAAGAGUCUACCUCCGAAUCAGAGUCGAGCGACAGCGAGAGCGAAUCCAAAAAGAAGCCCGCCCAGCAGGUGAACAAGAAGGCAGCUGUCUCUGCUGGCGCUUCAUCUACCUCAACCAGCGACUCGGAGAGCGAUUCGGAAAGCGAGGCCGAAAACGAAAAGGAAGUUGAAGCCAAGGCCGCUUCGACCAGCUCGAGUGAGGCAACCUCUAGCGAGGAGGAGAGCUCCAGCAGCGAAGAAGAGGAAUCCGGUUCGGAGAAGGGAUCCAACUCCGACGAGGAGGAAUCUGAAAGUGAUGUCGAGGAAUCUGCUGCUAUUGUGGAAAAGCGCAACAGCAACAAGCUCAGCGUUCCCGGCUUCGUUGGCAAGGACUUCGUCCUUAGACAGGCUCAGGGUGACGAGGACGGCAAGGACAUGGCCGACUUCUUCACCAAGGCCAAGCUUGAUGGCAAGCAGCUCUGGUACUUCACUGCCCCGGCCUCCAUGCCUAUCAACGUCAUUGAGAAGGUUGAGAUCCCUAUGGACAAGGCGAAGAAGGGAGACGCUAUCUUCAAGCACAACUCGGAAGACUACACUGUUGGUUUUGAGGGCGAAGCAAGCACGUCUAUCCAGCUGCUUAUUCCUAACAAGAAGGGAACAAGAUACGAGUCAGCCUCCCAGAAGGUUGAAAAUGUCUUCCAUAUCAAACGAGUCACACAGCUCCCUGGCGGCGACCCUCGUGUGAACACACGCGCCCUGACGAACGAGCAAAACGCGGCGCGUCCCCAGCCUGCAGGCUUGAAAGCACGAUUCCGCCCGAUUGGUGUCACCAAUGACACUCCCAUGGGCAGUAUUGGAGCAGACACCGAAGAUGUUGAGAUGACCGCAGCCCCAAUCGCGCCCUCUAGCUCAAAGAAGUCUAAGCGUGCAGCUGCCCAGUCGCAAGAUAGCAUGGAUAUUGAUGAGCCCACUCCCAAGAGCUCAAAGAAGGACAAGAAGGGCGUUGUCGCCACGCCCAAGGCAUCGAAGCGCAAGCAUGCCUCUGACGAAGUUUCUUCGGCCCAGUCGCAGAAGGAAGCUUUAUCGACGGAGAAGAAGGCCAAGAAGGUCAAGACAGAUGCCGACAGCACUGAGGCCUCUGCCAAAAAGCAGACUGCCAUUCUUCCCCCUACCGUGCCCAAGGCCGGCUUCACUUUCACGGACCUUCCCACUCGCUCCAGUCCGGCCGUUGAGACUUCGACUCCAAAAGCGAGCAAAUCUAAAAGCUCCAAGAAGUCCAAGGAGACGCCCAUUCAGCCCCCUAGCGUCCGACGCGAAUCGGCCGUCCCUCUCCCCCCGUCUGCGCUGAAACAAACCUCGCCGGCCGCUGCCGAGGAGACCCCCAAGCAGGAAAAGCGGAAGCGCAGAAAGUCGGACAAGAAGGAGACGCCCAUCCCGGCGCCGAAGUACUAG